AUGGAUUCUGUCACUGACCCUUACGUUGCUCGUCUCUUCAAUGCGUGCCAAACUAAACUUUUUUCUAAUCCAGCACCACAAAACGAACUACCUCUUCGAAAUAUCCUACUCAACUCGAGACUGUGGAGUAAAAUUCAUCAAUAUCAAACGGUGGGUGUCAUGACAAGUUCGUCCGAGACCGUCUCAGAGGCAUGGUUAUCGAGUGAGCAGGAUGGGAUGGACGCCAUUGAAAGCCACGACCAUGACGUUGUUGAAAAGGCGAGCCGCCAAAAUGAGAGAGACGAAAAAGACGAAUCAUCACUCGAGCAUAUUGAUUUACUUUGCGGAGUUCCGCCCUCGCCGUCACAAAAAUCGGGAUCUGAACCGCCAGGCGACGUGUGUGAGGCGGCCGGCCAUUUUGACUGGGGUUGGCUGGAGAAUGACGAAGCAUUUAAUAAUUUGAAUCAUCCUCCUCAUCCAGUGACGAGCGAUUUGACGAGAAAGGGUGGCUCGUCGUCAUCGUCUUCAUCCUCCGUGUCCCUCUUAUCGCAUACUCCUCCCACAUCUUCCGAACCAGUGCUCGAAAAACAUCAUGAUUUGACUUCGUUCCUCGAUUUAAUCCACUCGGAAUCUCCUCAACAUCCUAAACCCGAACAACGAAUGGAUCGGAAACGAGCACGUCCAGAUGGGGAAAGUAUCAGCGACAACGAGGAGUGUUCUACCAUCACCACCCACAAAUUGAAAAGACAUCAGCCGCAGCCGCUUCAUCAUACACAGGAUCAUGAAGACAGACAUUCCGUAUCCGAGGAACCGUCCUCAUCCUCUUCUUCCUCCUGUCCAACCCUAGCUUCAGAUACCCUUACAUCUAAUUCUUUGAUUGUCAUGGCCUCCAAUUCAACCGCUCAGUGUAGUAUUCCGGCUGGCCCGGCGACCUCUUCCACCGCUUCUACGACAGCGACCACCAGUCCUGUCUUACUGAGUGCAUGA
Messenger RNA from Radiomyces spectabilis, 966 nucleotides. RefSeq lists its product as uncharacterized. The coding region runs from base 1 to 966 and encodes 321 amino acids. The record is from RefSeq and is a predicted model, not a curated record. The transcript is spliced from 2 exons. NCBI's taxonomy places the organism in Eukaryota, Fungi, Mucoromycota, Mucoromycetes, Mucorales, Radiomycetaceae.